Molecule: messenger RNA, 905 nt
Organism: Ciona intestinalis (vase tunicate)
Lineage: Eukaryota; Metazoa; Chordata; Ascidiacea; Phlebobranchia; Cionidae
Source: RefSeq, a predicted model, not a curated record
UUAUUGUUUUGAUUUGCAGCAUGUUUGUGACAUCAUAAUCAGAAGAAUGCUUUGUGACGUCAUGUCGAGCGAAAACGAACGGAAAACUUAUUUUAAGACUGUUUUGAGACUAAAAUCGACUAACCGACGUCAUGGGAAUAUGCCACGCUACCAGCAAAGGGAUUGGAAAGUAGAACCAAGAUCGAUUUUCGACUUUGACCCUUUGGAAGAAGGAAUAGAAUCUCGCAGUUUAUCCCAUCUGCAUAUGAAUGCACCGAAGACAGUUUAUGAAGGUUACGGGCAACGAGACCUCGUCCACUGGUGCGUACCCAAAGUAAAAGGUAUCGAAGCCAAGCCAGCUAUCUCAUGGGUACAUGGGGGAAUUACUCGGCAAUCAAACGCUGACCGCUUGGCAGAAGCGAGCUCAAAGUUUGCUAGGUCAGGGGUUCGAGUCAACGGCGUUGAUAUAAAUCAACUUCUUGCCGAAAAGGACCUCGCAGCACAAAACAAUACUCAAGUACCAGCUAGAUCGGGGGUGCGUGUUAAUGGCGUCGAUAUAAACCAACUUCUUGCCGAAAGAGACGCAGCCGCGCAAAUGGAAAACAAUACUAAGCUACAACAAGCGCUUCAAGCAGAAAAUCGAGAAGAAGUUUUGUUGACGCCGGAUUUUGUGUUUUUGCCACCAGCUUUGCCCCCUAUGAUUGCCCCUUCAGUUUACACACCGGCCCCAUAUAAGCCCACAAUGGCCCCAAUUCCGCAGCCGCUUUAUAAAAAUUUUAACCGCUGCGCAAAGCCAUUUUCCAAGCACUGAAAAAGAUACAUUGCAUGUUGAAUAUAUAUACAACGAAUUUUUCCUUGUGGUUUGGUUUUAUUUCAUAUAGCCGCUUUAUAUACAUUCGUUUGAGUUAAAAUAUGUGCAUAAAAUA